GAUGCGGCGGCGAGAGGCGGGCUACGGCGGCCGGCGGGGGCCUGGGCGGGCGCGGAGCGGCGGGACCGGGCCGGGCAGCGGAACGGGCAGCGGGCUGCCAUGGAGUACGUGACCGCCGAGCAGCUGGCCGGCUUCGGCAAGUACAAGUACAGCGCCGUGGACAGCAACCCACUGUCUCUGUACGUCAUGCAUCCCUUCUGGAACACGAUAGUGAAGAUCUUCCCUACCUGGCUGGCCCCAAAUUUGAUAACGUUUUCUGGCUUCCUGCUGCUUGUCUUCAACUUCUUCCUCAUGGCAUACUUCGACCCUGACUUUUAUGCUUCUGCUCCCGAUCACCAGCACGUUCCGAACGGAGUGUGGGUCAUUGUGGGUCUCCUCAACUUCAUUGCCUAUACGUUAGACGGUGUUGAUGGGAAACAGGCUCGCCGGACCAACUCCAGCACGCCCCUGGGAGAGCUCUUUGAUCACGGCCUGGACAGCUGGGCGUGCGUCUACUUUGUCGUGACAGUCUACUCCACCUUUGGACGGGGCUCCACGGGUGUCAGUGUCUUCGUUCUCUACCUCCUCUUAUGGGUGGUCUUGUUUUCAUUCAUCCUCUCCCACUGGGAGAAGUAUAACACAGGGAUCCUCUUCCUGCCCUGGGGAUAUGACAUCAGCCAGGUGACCAUUUCAAUUGUCUACAUAGUGACAGCCAUUGUGGGAGUUGAGGCCUGGUAUGCACCUUUCCUGUUUAAUUUCUUAUAUAGAGACCUAUUCACUGCAAUGAUUAUUGCUUGUGCGCUCACUGUGACGCUGCCGAUGAGCCUGUAUAACUUCUACAAGGCCUAUAAAAAUAACACCUUGAAGCACCACUCUGCGUAUGAAAUCAUGCUGCCGCUGGUAUCCCCAGUGUUGCUCUUCCUGCUCUGCACCACGUGGAUCUUCAUGUCCCCAACAGACAUCCUGGAGGUCCAUCCCAGGCUCUUCUAUUUCAUGGUUGGAACAGCCUUUGCUAACAUUUCUUGCCAGCUGAUCGUCUGUCAGAUGAGCAGCACGCGCUGCCAGCCUCUGAACUGGAUGCUGCUCCCCAUAGCGGUGGUGCUCUUCGUGGUGAUGUCCGGGUUCGUGCCGAACAGCGAAACGCUUCUCCUCUACUUGUUAACUGCUUUCCUCACCCUGGCGCACAUCCACUACGGCGUGGUCGUGGUGAGCCAGCUGAGCAGGCACUUCAAUAUACGGCCCUUCUCGCUAAAGAAGCCCACGCCAGAUUGACUAGGAGUGGAAGAAGAGAAAAUCGGCUUGCGGUCUGCAGAAGUACUGUAAAUAACUGCUGCAAAUACCUGUAAAUAACUUCAACCAUCACCACAGAUCUAAACCUAUCCUCUGGACAGACAUCAGGGCAAAGUAUGCACGGUAUCCGGUGCAGCCAGGGCAGGACUGGUAUGGGGCAGCCUCUGCUGCUAUUUGACAAAUGCAAACUUUCCGUUUUGGGUGAAACUGGAUGAGGAGCGUAGCCUUUCAGGUCUCUCUUACUGUAUAUUAGACCAGCUGAAUGUUCCCAGUGAAACCUCAGACUCCAGCUCUUGCUCAGGUAAAGCCGUUUGGGGAUGCAAAUGGCUUUACCUGAGCAAAGCAUCUUGACCUAUCACCAAAACCAACGUAACAGCUGAUUUCUACAAGGUCAGGGGAACAUCCUGGUGGUCGGGGGGGGGGUUCUGUCUGUCCCUAAUCCUGCUAGGCAGCCCUUGUCCUGGCCUGGUCCUUAGGGAGCAGAUGGUCACAGUUCUCCCACACUCUGUCCAGCCUUCCUGUACUCACUUAUUUGGGCAAAUACUUGCACCUUUUUUUUUUUUUUUUUAAGAGGGGGGAAAAAAAAAAUACACAAAACUUCUAGUGAUAUUCUACUUGGGGAGCAUAGAAAAUCAGGGCUUAAUUUCCUGUAUAAGUGAGAAGGCAGCUUCUGCCUCCCCUGCUCGGGCUGUGGGUGCCUGGGCCCACAUCUCGACCGUGUUCCUGUCUGUCUGUGUGUGUUCCUCGCCUGGAAGUGGGGUCUGGGCUCCAAUCGGCAGCAGAAAGUGGCUUUACACCAGCCUAACACAGAGCCGAACCCCCCUCUCUCCCGACCAGUAUGAACUUGCCGUUUUGGGUCGUUGCACGCUGCCUGAGCCUCCUCUUUUGUAGCAGCGCAGCCAGGCUCAGUCUGUGCAUCGCCCUUCCCACCAGACCAUCAACGGCAGCAAAUCCACCGCUUGGAGAAGCACCUUAAGAGCUGUGUCGGUCGUGUGUGCACUUUCAGAAAGCUCAUAGGCGUGUGUGUGGUGGGGUACUUUCCAAAUAUCACUUUAUUUUCAAAACCGUUGUCCCCAGCGGCUGCAUGUCUCAUCCAGGGAUAUAUUUGUUUACUGUCCAUUUGUAAAAGACAUGUUUGCAUUGAUUUUUUUUUUGUUAAACUUGUUUUUGUAAUUGAGUUAGAGUGGGGUGGUGAAGACUGAAUGCUGAUUUUCUUUUCCGUUCACUUUAUUUAAUGAAGACCUGUGCUUGAAUGAAGAGUGUAGCUUAAACCCAGGCUCUGGAAAGGCUGCAUCCGGAAGCGAACAAGCACAGCAGGUUGUGCAUAUGUAAUCUACCAUGGGAACAAAGUCGCUUAUACACUGAUUAUUGUGCAACGUGGUUCGUAGAAGCUUGGUCACAGCCGUUUCCUUCUGCAGGUGAAGACUCUUCCUGCUUUAGGAAACCUUCAAACUGUAACUACUAUUUACUGCUUUUUCUUUUGUAAAUUUGAAUCAUCGUCAGGCAGGCUAUGAGACUUAAAACCCUGAGGCACGCUCACACGUUCACUGCGUGACAUCAGGGUUGCUCGGUCACGGUAUGGCCUGCGAGGAGCGAGCUGGGGCAUUCGUCCGGGCCGAUGUCGUGGCUGAACAUCUGUAUGCUCAUCUGUCUGUACGGCUACGUGUCUGGGAAGGGUGGCUAAUCUGGGAGAGGUGGCGAAUGGUUUUUGGAGUUUAUUUAAUAAAGUAGCUUACUCCUAUAUUUUACUGAUGUUGUACAGGAAAAAAAUGACCUAAGUGUACGAAUGAAUUGGGCUGUGCUUGAAUUUUUGACUCUUGCUAUUUAAUGAAAUAUAAUUACGAAGGGAGGUAAAUUUAAGUCACGCUCGCACAAGAAUUACAGGGAAUCUUAAAACGGGAUACAACACUUAUCUAUGGGAUGUGUUCGGAUAGCACAAAUCAUGCUAGCAGCAUUGACAAGCAGCGCAGGUUGGACGAUUUACUUUCUAGUUGUGUGUUUGCAGGACCAGGGAAUACCUGAGCUGCUCCCUCAGGGUUUCAGCUACGCUCGGGGGUCCCUGUCUCUUCCCACCAGCCUUGCUGGGCCCCGAGGACCAGGCCAGUGCUGAUGCUGUGAGAAGUUGUCUGAUCUUCAAUCUUAGGCUGUCGCUUUGUCUCUGACACGCUGUUUGUCUGUUGUCUCACCUCGCUGUGAGUGGGUGUGCUUUUGCAGCACGUAAUAUACCCCGAAAAACCCCUCUGUGGAGUCACAAAGAUGUGGAAGCAGGGCUUCCUCUCUGAAAUCCUGCAAAUACGUGUCAUGCUGUAGGAGAAAGAUCUCUCUCAAAAACUGGAACCACUUCCUAUCUGCACAGACUUUAUCUUUGGAGAGUCCUGGAUUUUUGGUGCCUUAACUUAUUGCACCUUGAAGCUAGAAAAAUAUCUCCUUAAAUCAGUGCUGGAAAACAAGCUCGCUUGUCUCUGGUGCGGCCGGGCUUGUGGCAGAGCGAGGAGAGAGCAGACCUGAUCUCAGUGCCCAUGCGACUGUUCCCCACUCGUGCUGUUUGGGGGGGUCUGUUUGGGCUGUCAGGAAUUAAGUGAUUUCUGCUCCCGGAUUCUGGGGGAAAUGGAAAUGAACUGAAGGACCAACCCAUCUUGUUGUGGUGAGGUGUGGCAUGCUGAGAAACAAACUAUUUAUUAAUAAUAAUGGGUUUAAGUCUUAAGAAGAAGAUGCUAACAGGUGAUUGUGUUAGGGUGGUGGGUGCUUGCCUUGCUGGCUAGCUCUGUCCUCGGGCUCCUUGGGUUGGGACGGAGUCCUGCGCAGGCUGGGUAGGACGUGCGCUCGCUCCUCAGCUCCCAUCUGGCAUUUGAGAGCUGAUCUGUGUUGUCUCUUCUUCCAGGGAUAGUGUUAAUCAUAUUUUCUUAAUUACUGAUGGACCUGCUGAGUUGAUAAUAGGACUGUCUUCUGCUUUCCUAAAUCUGUUUUGCACGUUUUAUCUCUGUACAGAGUAUUACCAGGCAACAGACGUGUUCAGGGAGGGGUGCAGUCCUUCAGGACUUCAGGGCUCCAGGCAGGUCCUCGUGCCGUGGGAAGAGGUGGCCCGCGCUGCCCGUCGUGGCUGCACCGUGGCUCAUCAGCCUUCGCCCUGAAGCAGGUUUUGGAGGGAGCUCGGGACACACCAAUGUGUCAGCGCAGGACUUGCGUAGCCCUUUUCCAUCUUGGGUCUUCUGGUUCGUAUCACGGCUCCUGCCUCUGUGCCCAUCCAGGGACCUAGCGCAGGAAUUCACGAGCGGAGCCGGGGCUGAAGUGCAGGUUUUGGGAUCUCCUGGGGUUUGGGUAAAACUGGCUGUUGCACUAAAAGCAACAUUUUACAAGUAGAAAUGCUGCGGCUGAGCUCUGGACAUACAAACACGGGGAACACCAAGCACCUAUGCGCUGUGGUUUUAGCUUGUUCCUUCCCCCGGUGCCGCAAUGAACUCCUCCGCUCUGCGGUCGGUCGCUGCGGGGGCUCGGCAGCAGGCUCUCCUUUGGGAAACAUCAGCCACCUGAUACGGGUGGCUCUGCCGGAGCCAGGGGAGCGGAAUGCUGUAAGCGUGAGCUUCUGAGGCUUUGGAAACAUAUAUUUAAGCUCCUGAAAUAGAGCUGGCCUGAUGUUACCUCCCAGGUGUGUUGAGUACCUGCAGCUUGUAGUCUGAGAGCUGUUGUGGGCUCUGGCAAGGCCCCUGAACUCUCGAGAGCGUCUGAGCCUGCUUGUGGCAGACCUGGAAAGUCUCUGGAGAAGCAGCGCUUUUUGGGAGCUAGCUCAGAUCUGGGUUUUUUCAUACACGGCUCUAAGGGAACAGUUGAUUUUUGUGCAAACAAGCUGUAGCUGAGCUCUGGUCACCUUAGUUUAUGGCAAAACUGUGCACGGGGUUUCUGUGUCCUUCCGAAACACGCAGGAAUCCCUGAAGCAGAGUCUUGUUUCCAGUUGUCCCUUUUUGCUGGGCGCGUAUCGCUCUCUUGAGCAGUGGGAGUCCUUCAGCGCACCAGCGUUCCCUUCCACCCGUCCAUCCCACAAUCUUUCAGUGCGGUGUUUCAACCUUGCUUCGGUGCCGUGGGCCAGCGGUGGUGAUGGAGCCGGGUCAGCUAAAAGCUCGUUUACUCUUUGCUUUUCUGAUGCAGAUCUACAGCCCCGGUGUGGGGUUGCAACCUUGACUCAUCCUGCUUUUGCCCACCUAGUCUACCUCGCUGCGCCGUGUCGAAGCAGCGGCCGAGGGCACGUGGAGGCUGCUCUUGGUGGGACAUGGUGAUGAUGGGUGCUACACUGACCUUUGCUUCUGGAAAAGGUCACUGUUAGUUUGUAGAAGACCCUUUGACCCAUCCAGGUGUGGUCAGACCUGGCCUGAGAGGUCCCUAGGCUGGUCUCUGAGGAAGGGUCAGGGCAUCGCUGCCCCAGGAGCGGAGGUUCUUGGGGAAAUUCUCUGCUCACCCUCCAAGGUGCCGUUCAUCUCGGCCAGUGGCAUCUGUGGUGGCUCUUUGGUAGGAGCUGGUGCUGUGGUUCAGGUUGGAGACUUCAUUAAUCAAAAUCUUCUGCCCCACUCCCCCUGGCAGUGUUUCAGACUGACCUCCCGUCCCUUGAGCUUUCGGCUGCAGAGGAUGCUGGUUUGGGUAGUGGUCGUGUUGCGCUGGUGCCAGCUCCUCUGGAAGAGGAGGGGGGUGGCUCCCAGGCUGGGUUUGCCUCCGGUCUUCUGAGUGCGUGCUGGAUCGCUCUCUUCUCCAUCUGUAACCCCGCACCUAAAGGCAAACCAAGGCAGCAGCCUCACACCCAACGCGCAGAGGGGCUCCGUGGGGCGAACCGGAGCAUUUCAGGGCCUGGCUCCCCUGGGGCUCGGGGUGCUCUGCCAGGCUGCCCACGGGAGCUGAGCCAGUCCGGUCCCUCUGCGCGGGGUUGUCCCUAAACAGAGAUCAGAUGAAGCAGCCUGGCCAUGCAGCGGUCCCGGUGCUGCCGCGGUCCCAGGGAACCCUGAUCACUUCCCCGGAGUCUUGUCGCUGGGAGUUUAGGUACUGCAGUGGGUUUGAAUUCCAGUCUGUUAAAUGCUAUUACUGAAAUAUUUAUUGUGUUUAAACCAAACAAAAAACUAUUAAAAUUCAGUAAAGAAUAAAAUUUUCCAAGCCUUU
Molecule: messenger RNA, 6408 nt
Organism: Grus americana (Whooping crane)
Lineage: Eukaryota; Metazoa; Chordata; Aves; Gruiformes; Gruidae
Gene: SELENOI
Product: selenoprotein I
Exons: 10
Biological process (GO): phosphatidylethanolamine biosynthetic process
Cellular component (GO): Golgi apparatus; endoplasmic reticulum membrane
Molecular function (GO): ethanolaminephosphotransferase activity
Source: RefSeq, a predicted model, not a curated record